This is a messenger RNA of Nymphaea colorata (pocket water lily), 1296 nucleotides long. Its product is annotated as ethylene-responsive transcription factor FZP-like. Gene Ontology annotation, molecular function: DNA-binding transcription factor activity; DNA binding. NCBI's taxonomy places the organism in Eukaryota, Viridiplantae, Streptophyta, Magnoliopsida, Nymphaeales, Nymphaeaceae. The coding region runs from base 205 to 1209 and encodes 334 amino acids. Gene Ontology annotation, biological process: regulation of DNA-templated transcription. The transcript has 2 exons. The record is from RefSeq and is a predicted model, not a curated record.
CUUUUAAAACGCCCCCUACUCCCUGCAAAUUCUCUACCAACUCUCCUCAAUCUCCACCUCUUUCCAUUUGCUCUCAAUCCCUUCCCUUCCCUUCCUCAAACUGCUAACAGAAGGCUCUCGGUCGCUUCUCUUCAUCCAGCGUCGCCCGCCUGAAGUUUUCCUACAUAUUGAUCCAUCCAGGUGCUCCUUCAAACGCUUCCUGCAAUGUCCAAAGCAAUGGACAAUCCUUCGAACUUAGGAGGGAUUGACCCGACAACCCAAAUCCUGUCCUUCAACCAGGCAAACCCAUCUUCAUGCUUGCAUGAGAGGAGAGGGAGGAAGAAGCAGCAUGAGCCAGGAAGGUUCCUGGGGGUGAGAAGGAGGCCAUGGGGGAGGUAUGCUGCUGAGAUCAGAGAUCCUACCACCAAGGAGAGACACUGGCUUGGCACAUUUGACACUGCCCAAGAGGCAGCUCUUGCCUAUGACAGAGCUGCCCUCUCCAUCAAGGGCACACAGGCCAAAACCAACUUCAUCUACUCUGACACCAAGCCCUUUUUCCACAACACUUCCCAACAACUGACACCCAUCAUUUCACCACCACCUCUCCCCAUUGUGCCCAUUGUCCCUACUGCCAAUCACCACCCCACACACCCACAUGCACCUCACAUUGUGCCCCAACCAGUCCCUACCACCACUUCUGCUUAUGCUUCACCACACUUUGCAGGUGGCAGUACCACCACUGACAGCUUCCUGGCUUCUGCUGAUUCUGACUCGGGCUACCUGAGCAGCAUAAUUUCAGAUACACACCUGCUCAGAUCAACUGAGACUGCAGUCCCCACUCUGCCCAGCGGUGGCGACUGCAGCCUUGGAAGCUUGGUAGCUGAUUCUCAGCGGGGUGCAACUCACUUUCAAGGCAAAGAUGGUUGUGGUGCUGAUGCCAAGAACCCAAGCAGCGCUGGUGGGUGUGAUCUUGAUCUUGAUGAAAAUGUGAGUCAGGGUCUGUGGGGUGAAAUGGAGAGGUUCUUGCUGCCACCUCUGGAGGACAGGCAAUGUGGGUCGUCUGCCUUUGGGGGGUCCUUCAUGGUGGAUGAGUGCCUGGGGCUCCUGAACCCACAGAUCAUGCAGAGCCCCUUGCUCGGUUGCUUCAUGUCCCAGGCGCCAGAGGCACUCAAUCAGACCAUGCCUGCACUCACUGAUGGUUUCUUUGAUUUGGGUUCCACCCAAUUCUGAGGAUUCCAUGUGAAGAAUGCUUUCCAUCACCUGCAGGAGGAGUGUUCAACCACAAGAAAAGGACACAUGGCACCACCACUGUCAAAA